AUGUGUCCCGAAAGAAUCUCAUCGGAAUCGACUCGUCUGCUUAUCGUCUUGCUGGUGAUUUCGUUAAGUCAAUUGCAGGUGUUGGGCCAACCACCGGAUGUCCUUAAUUACCCGAACGUGAUCUCGUUCGGUGAGUUUAAAGGUACGAUUUGCUACUCCAAUUCUGUAGCCGUCAAAACGCUCACACCGAUCACAACGCGAACAUUUACAUUUACGCCAGCGACCGCAAUCAACUACGUCAUAUGCUAUAACAACUUGAUACUGCACCCGUUCGAAACGCAACUUGUUGGAGGCGGAAUUGGUGCAACAACUCAGACCAGCAUCGUGUUGACAUCAGCGACUGGCAAACUGUACGCCAACUGUGACGUUUACUGUGUGUAG
Molecule: messenger RNA, 381 nt
Organism: Anopheles maculipalpis
Lineage: Eukaryota; Metazoa; Arthropoda; Insecta; Diptera; Culicidae
Exons: 2
Coding region: 1-381 (126 amino acids)
Source: RefSeq, a predicted model, not a curated record